CACUAGCAACCAGAGAGGCAUGUGGGAGAUUUUGUUGUGGGCGAUUGAGACACCGUCUAGUCUUUCUCCGGAUUAGUUUGAGAGGCAGAACUGCUUCGUGAUAGCGAAUACGCUCACUCACCAUUUCGUCCAACAAAGAGCCCCAGUCACCGGGAAUUUGCCCUGAGGAGAGAACCCGUCGCGCCCGAGGCACUUUUUGCCAUCACUCUCGAUCGCCGGAGAACACAGUGAGAAGAAGAGAUGUCGGGCGGGGGACUGAAUCAGAGGAAACACUGGAGCAUCAAGGCUCACGAGAGCCUCAUCCGCCGUAACGCAGAGGGGAACUUUUGCCUCAACAUCGAGGGCGGCGCGGAGAACGGCCUGAUGCCGUUCAUCGGGGAAAUACGGCAGGAAAGGAUCCAUUACGAGAUAGGGAAGCUGGCUCCUGCCGAGAUCCUGCUGGAAGUCAACGGGAAGAAAGUUACGGGGAUGAUAAAGAAGGACGUUAUUGCGCUCAUCAAGCGCUCGGCCGACCCCGUGUCUCUGGUAACCGUCAAGCAAAAUGCCACCAUAACUCGUGACGUCCGCCAAUACCUGGGCUUCAGAUUCACCAAGAACUCGGUGGACAGCGAGCUCCAACACCAGAUCAGAGAGAACCUCCACAUGAGAGUCGUGCCUUGCACCACUCGCAGCUGUCAGGACGGAGAGAGACAGGGAAUCGACUACAACUUCAUCUCCGUCGAGACCUUCCAGAAGAUGGAGAAGAACGGGGAGCUCCUGGAGUCCGGAACAUUCCAGGGGAAUUUCUACGGAACCCCGCGACCCCCGGCGAAUCCUCAGGCCCCCAGCGGACCCACGUACUCAAGGUCGGACCUGGCCAGUGGGUACAGCAAAGAGGGUCUGAUAAAACACCAGGAAUCCCUAACAACGCCCACCGAGGCCCCUCCCUACCGCCACUCCGGUGCCGUCUCCUCCUUCUCCAUGCCAGACCACCCCAACAAUCUGGGGCCCCUGCCAUCAAACUGGGAGAUUGCCUACACUGCCAACAACGAGAAAUACUUCAUCGACCACAACACGGGCACCACACACUGGCUGGACCCAAGACUCGCCGGACGGAUGAAACAAAACAUUCUGGAGUGCAGCGAAAAUGGAGCUGCCCUAUGGCUGGGAGAAAGUGAAUGACCCUCAAUUCGGCACCUACUACAUCAACCAUGUAGAGAGGACAACACAAUACGAGAACCCAGUCACAGAGGCAAAGAGAAAAUACGCGGGAGCCCAACUCCCUAAUCGCCAGGGGCCUCCCUACAUGGCAAACGAGAGGGGGCUGCCCCCCAUGCGAGCUCCACCUCCGACAUUCCAAUCUGCCGCUGCAAUGGAGAAGCAGCUGGAGGCAGAAGCGGCGGCUCGUUGGCCUGAAGCUGGUCUAGACCACCAAGACAGCGGCGGGUACCCUUACCCUUAUCCCUACGUCGUUCCUCACAACAUGGACCACCAGGAACCCGACUUAGAGGCAGAACUACAAGGUGACACCCUCACCGUCUCCCUCCUCAAGACAACAUCCGGGUUCGGAUUCACGAUAAUCGGAGGGGACAACGCGGGGGAACUCCUGCAAAUCAAGAACAUUGUCCAGGGCAGCAUUGCGGACUGCGAUGGGCGACUGAGGGUGGGCGACGUGCUGGUGAGGAUCAACGGGAUCUCGGUCUUGUCAUACUCACACAAGAAGGUCGUGGAGCUGUUCCAGAGCAUCCCGCUGGACACAGACGUUCAAAUCGAGGUCCGUCGCGGGUACCCUCUCCCCGGCGGAGAAGAACUUCCUCCGUAUGCGCCAGACAUCCCCGCUCGGCAGUAUAACGACGCCGUGCCACCUGGCCCCGCCCACUUCCAGUCACCACCGCCAAUGAUGCAACCGGAAAAGAUGGUUGUGAGCAUCGUGAAGGGACCACUCGGUUUUGGAUUUUCAUUGGGAGAAGGGCCAAUGGGCCCAGUGGUAAAACAGAUCAUGGACCACCCGCGCUGUGCCCAGCUCAGAGAGGGCGACAUCAUCCUCGAGGUGAAUGGGGAGCAGGUGCGGACGUACAUGCACAGUGACCUGGUGACUGUAUUGAAGAGGUGUCCACGGGGGAACCAGGCAACUUUCACCCUUCUCAGACACCCCCAGGAGUAUGGUGACUAUAACGGACAGGAGACCCUCCCGCACUACGCGGGGAGUGCUGACGGGUACACUAUCGACGGAUACGCGGGAGGCCCCUCAAAUCACACGGUGAACGAGCCAUUCACGGUUCAGGAGGUCCGCCUCAUGAGACAAGUGUCGGGAUUUGGGUUCAGAAUCAUCGGCGGCAAAGAGGAAGGCUCUCAGGCGACAGUGGGAGCCAUAGUACCGGGCGGCGCGGCAGACGUGGACGGCAGACUCCAAGUCGGAGAUGAAAUCACCCUCAUCAAUGGUCUCUCGGUAGUGGAUGCACCCCACCAGAACGUCAUCGGCGCCAUGGGAGAGGCUGCAGCACAGGGGGAGGUCGUCCUCAAGAUACGCAGAAAGAUGCCCCUCCCAGAAUCUCUGCCCCCCACUCAUGGGGAAGUGGGUCCAAUGCAGGCGGACGAGGAGCUCCCGCCCCCACCUGGCGUCAGGGAGGUUGAGAUUGACAGACCCAACAUCCAGACCAGUUUCGGAUUCGUCCUACAGUCCAACACACUCCGACCUGGAUGCAUGAUCUGCCGUCUCGUACCGGGGAGUCCAGCCGAAACCUGCGGACUCCUCCACGUGGACGACGAGCUGCUGGCAGUCAACGGUCAAGACGUGUCUCAGAUGGACCACAGUGACAUUGUGUCGCUCAUCAAGAGCUCUGGAAUGUCCAUCCACCUCACAGUUCAGCAGCCUGACCCUGGAGAGAUGGACUACCCUGAUGGACAGCAGAUGGGGAACGGAUGGGACAUCCACCAGGGGCAGGAGGGCUCUGGGUAUCCUCAGCAGCAGCAGCAGCCCUAUCCUGACUACCCCUUGCCUACCGGACCUCCGUCCUCUGUGCCACAGCAUCAGGAAGAGGAUGUGGGCCCUCAAAUCACGGCCGAUAUUGACAGUGAUGAGGAUGAGGAGAUACACCACAUCGACAUACAUCGCGACGGACACGGGUUUGGAUUCAGCAUCCGCGGGGGUGCAGAGUACAACGCUCCGCUGUGUGUCCUGAGAAUGGCCGAAGGUGGAGCUGCCGAGAGAGACGGCCGGCUCAGGGUGGGAGACGAGCUGCUGGAGGUGAACGGUAACUCCACGGAGGGAAUGCUCCAUUCAGACGCCAUCACCAUCAUCAAACACGGAGGAGACGUCGUGAAGCUCAUUGUGAGGAGAGUGGGAGACAGUGGGAUGUCCAACAGUGCAGAUAAGUCAUACAAUCCAGCAGACCUACGGGGGUCAGAGGGUCAGCCACCCUCACCGCGAGGAGCCAGUGCUAACGACCGAUACACACAGGAAUACCUCAAUUCCCUCGCCCGGUCUCGAGGUGGCUACCGCUAGACAUCCCGCGUAGAGGCCAGAACAUUACACACACACACAUACAUACAUACACAACGUCCAAAGCUGAAAACCCCGAGUCCCAGUCUUGCUCCCUGAAACAACGAUAUUAAAAAUGCUAUAUAUGCCACACCGAGAUUACAUAUUUUUGUAACCCUCAUCACCGCGUUAUUAUAAUGUAAUAGAAACGACAUUGAAAACUGUUCCGUUGUGUGAUAACUAAUUAUUAUUGUUGUGUUCUGUUUUUUUUGUUUUUUUAUAGCGUAGAUCAAAAACAUUGUUUGAGAGCCGAAUUCCAUGUAUAUAUACAAGUGAUUAUAUUUUUAUGCAAAACAACAACGAACACCAUUGUUUGCAGUUAACAACAAUAAUAAUGGUGAAUUUGACAAGGUAUCCUACAUGAUACAUGAUACUAUAGUCCCCUAUGGCUACAAUAUUUAUUAACUGUUUUCUGAGAGUUGCUGUUUUCUGUACCGGAGUGUGGUGAAAUGACGUCUCAGUGUCUCCAGUCUGCUUUGCUCCGUCGCCAGCUCAACACACACACCAGUCACUCUGAUGAAGUGUUUCUGCGACUGUCUCAGUGCUUGUGGAACAAGAACGCCAAACCAGUUCAGCGGGUUUUUGACUGCAGCCUUCCCCUCUGACCCCUCUCCACCAUCUCUCCUCCUCUCCACUUCCUCCACCCCCUCCCCACGUGGCUCCGCCUCCCCCGUGUGAGGUCUUCGUCUUCUCACCCCU
Messenger RNA from Geodia barretti, 4219 nucleotides. The record is from the annotation of a GenBank genome assembly. Lineage: Eukaryota; Metazoa; Porifera; Demospongiae; Tetractinellida; Geodiidae.